GGCUGGUAAACAAACCUCGAUUUGAAAUUCAAUCCAGUGUCAGUUGGGGCUUCAGUGUAAUAUAAAAUUUCUAACAACCGAGGUUUCGGCGAAAGUUAAAAAAACGCAGGUUGAAAUUAUGAGUUGAAAAAUUGUCUCUCUACACUCGUUAAUUUUUCAUUCCGUAGCUUUAUUUUAUUAUAAGUUUGAAAUUCGUAAAUCAAGCGAUACACCUAACCUAAAAAAAUGCUCGACGGCGGGGAUGAUAGCUCGUUAAAAACGAAUCAGAAAAAAACUAACGAAGAAUUAAAAUACGAGAUGAGCGAAUUGAAUAAGCUGUUAAACGCGGAAACAGAAUACAACGAAAAGUACCAACAGGAGAUGCACGAGAUGCGACAAAAGUUGGGAGCCGCUCUCGCCAUGCAAAAAGAUCUUUUCGAAAGCAACGAAUUAUUGGAGGAAAAUCUCACCCGGCACAAGUUGGAUGCGGAAAUGAAGACAAAUCAACUUUUAGAAAAAUUUGCUAACGAGAAAAAGGAUUACCAAGAACAACUCUCAGAGCUUGAGGCAAGCCUGGCUGGUGAAAAAAAAAAGAAUCAAGAGUUGAAAGAAAGAAUUGCCGCUAAGGAAAAACUACUCUUCGUUACUGCACGAUCCGAAAGUUUAGACAAAGGUGAGGAAUUACUAACAACGAAGCAAACGAUCGCUAGUCUCAACGAGGAAUUAGAUAAGAAAGAAAAAGUUCAGGAAGAGUUGUUAUUUAUACAACAGCAGCUUGAGGAAACUAUCGUGAAACUUAAAAAAGACUACAAUGAAGUUGCGGAAAUAUUGGAGUUGAAAAAAGCAGAUAUAAAAUCACUGAAUGAGAUUUUGGAAACUACCAAGGAUGAACUUGUUAUAUGUCGGUCUGAGUUGGAGUCAUUGAAAGCUGUUCCCGCGAGUGAUUCUGUCAAGGGGAAUUCGCUGUUUGCCGAAGUAGAAGAUAAUCGGAGAGAAUUGAUAAAAGACUUGACAUCAAUGAAGGAAAAAUACAUGGAAAUGAAAGAAACUUACAGAGCAAAGGAGAAUGAAAUUAGUGCACUCAAAGCUGAGAGAGCGACGUUACUUAAAAGAUGGAAAGAUGACGAUGCAGAGAUGAUAAAUCAUAACGCUAGUUUGAUAGAAACGUACAAAGCGCGUAUUUUGGAGUUGGAGAAUAAGUUGAAAGACGAAGCAAAAAAAUUGAAAGUUACAGACGGCAACAAAGAGCCGGUUAACAAUAAUUUCAGCUACCUACAAUCUCUGUUGGCAACAAAGAAGAAAGAGAUUGAAGAUCUGCAAAGUCACCUGGAUGAAAGUUCAACGCAGAAGAUUAUACAAGAAGAAAUUAAAUGCCAUCUUUCAAAGCAGCUCAUACAGUGGAGACGCAAAGCCAUGUCGUUUCAGGCACAGGCAUUGACUGCGCAAAAUCAAAUCAAAUGUGAGGACUGUUUGAGACUGAACUUAAAAGAUUUUGGGGAUGCUAAUAUCUGUGGAGGAAUUGAGCAUCUAGAUGGAGAAUCGAUGGAAAAUAUCGCGUCUAAUUUAGGCGAGGCGUGUCACGUCGAUGAUACUUUGGAAAAACUACUCCAAGUUCCGAGACUUUCGACGGAUGAAUGGAAAAGUUCAACAGCUUCUGUGAGCGGGCUCAAUAAUGAUUUGGAAAUAUUGCAAGAGUUUAAUACACUCGGGGAAUCCAAGGAAGCAAUUCGUUCAAGAAAAAGUAUUGAAACCUGUCGGGUAUCACUGUCUCCAAAAAAAAGCAUUGGUUCACAAGAGUCGAAUAAAGAGAACACCGCCGAUACUUCAAACGCGAUUGACGUAACUCUAAAAUCAGCACUUGUCAAACCGUUAAAGAGAACUACGUGUCCCAAGAAUCAAGAGAAGACGACAAAGAGUUUGAGAUUUACAUCCGAUACAGUCGAUGUGCAAAAGCCUAAACUAAUCAGGCAAAAAGUCGAGAAGAAAUGUCCAGUUGUUUUUAUCAGUACUCAACCAAAAAAAUGAUUUCUUACCUAAUUUUGAGAGAAUGAUUUUUAUACACUAUUAUUCAAAUAAAA
Neodiprion fabricii is the source of this 2057-nucleotide messenger RNA. RefSeq names its product protein Spindly-like (gene Spindly). NCBI's taxonomy places the organism in Eukaryota, Metazoa, Arthropoda, Insecta, Hymenoptera, Diprionidae. The transcript is spliced from 6 exons. The coding region runs from base 226 to 2004 and encodes 592 amino acids. The record is from RefSeq and is a predicted model, not a curated record.